AUGAAAUCCUUCUCGAGCAAAGAGAGGAAAGAACUGCUCAAGCGAUGGAACGAACGGAACGCUACGAACACGAAUACGACGACGAACGCGAAAACGAACGCGAAAACUUUACUGAAUUCUUCAAACUCUGACGGUAGUAUGUCUUUAAAAGAAGGAAAAGGAACGCCUCGUUGCGAUGAUGAUGCGGAGAAUGAAAAGCAAAUUGGAAAUUCGAAGACGUUUGAGUCAAGGAGCAGUCGAAGCGCGGGAAAGACGUCGACAUCGAAGGAUGAGUACGAUCGUGAUUUUCGCUCGAAAAAUGCAGACGUAAGAAACAACGGGAGUAUUUCGUCGUCCUCUUCUGGAGUAUUAAGGCAACGGCAAGAGGAAGCGCAACAGAAUGUUUUGAUGAAGCGGAAGAAACUGAGUAGCGAUACGGAGAACCAGAGGGGAACAAAGGAUUUUGCGCCGGAUGACGAAGAUUGGAGGAUGCAAUCGAGGAACGUUUGGUUGAGCAGCUGUUAUAUUAAUAAUAAGAGCAGUGUUGUUGUUGCUCCUACUGUUGAUGCGAAUGAAACGAACGAAGGAGUUGGAGCAGAUCCGAAUGAUUUUGAUGACGCCUUUAUUACUCGUCGAGGCGUCGACGAAGGAUUCGUGAGUAAAGGUCAGCAAAAAGAAGAAAGUGGGCGAGAAGAGAAUAUCCCAAACAAUAACAUCGCAGCAGAGGAAAGAAAACGCACGAACACCGCGGCGACGACUUCAUCAAAAUCAAAAAACCCGUCUUCUCGAAAAGGAGAGGACAAAUAUCUCCUCUACACGCAAGCGAUGGAACGUCUGGCGACGAAGAUGAAAACAGAAAACGACGAACAAAUAAAUCAAUCGAAACGUCUCGAAGAAGCGCAAACGAAAGAACACUUAAUGCUGAAGAAAUCUCUAGAAAAAGAGCAAAUGCUAAACAGGAGGUUGGAGAAAGACUGCGAGAGUUUGAAGGAGAAAAAAUUGACCGCGGCGCGCGAGCGGGAUCGGUUUUCCGAGCGAGUCUCGCGGGCGGAAGCGGAAAAGGAAAGAGUACUCCGAGAGAUUGCAAAGACGAAAUCGAAAAGCACUCAUCUCUUGAAAGAACACAAGUUUACGAUCGAAGCGCAAGGGGCAAUGCUGGAGCAGUUGCGAAGAGAAUUGGAAACGAGCGAGAAGAUGGCUUUGGACGCGGAGAGGAAGUGCGACGCGAUGACGAGAGAACGAAGCGAGACGGAGGAACGUUUGGCAAACGCCAGAGAAAAGUUGAAAUCGAUGGAGGAAAAAUCCACCGACCAAAAGCAAAACUCGAGAGCGAUUGCAAUCGCGCACGAGCAAGUCUUCUCCUUGACCAGAGAAUUGCAAGAGAAAAAGGAAAUAAAUGCAAAGAUGGAAGAGACGAACGCGAAAUUGCAAAAAGAAGUCAACGCUCGAAAGCGAGAGUUUGCGGAGAUUCAAAAACAGUUGGAAUCGGACGUGGAAACUGAACGAAGUUUACGAGUACACGCGGAAAAGAAAAUGGAAAAGAUGAUGAAAGAAAUGCAGUCGAUUGAAGAGGAAAAACGGAAACGCGUCGAGGAGUUACGAGUGUUGGAAGAGACUUUGCGCUCGAUUGAAGAGGAAAGAGACGCUUUGAAGAAGACGGUGAGUCAAUGCGAGCUUGAAAUCUUCAAACAUUUGCGCGUCAUCAAAGAACAGGAUGAAAUUGAAAAUGAAUGGAUUGAAAAAUAUUCCAUCGUGCAAGAAGAGAUCGAAGUGCGAGAUUUGAAGGCGAUAGAAUCGUACAAUCAGGUGAACAACAACAACUCUAAUAACGAGGUGCAGCGCAAAGCGGCGGAGAUUGAUCGAAAAGAGCAAUUUUUUUCUUCGAAAGCAUCAUCGAACAACAAUCACUCGAAAAUGUUAGCCGUCGAACGGCAGAAAGUGACCGACGCGAUGAAAGCGAAGAGAUAUUUAGAGAGGCAGUUGCAAGACGAGAAGAGAAAGUUGCAAGAGAAGGAGAAGAUGUUGAACGCGCUCGAGGAAAAGUACGCGGCGACGGCCAAACGCGUCAAUUCGGACGACACGAAAGCCGAAGAAGCGUUGAAAAUUUUGAACGAGAAAGUCGCGAAGAUGACCACGGAGAUGCACGAAAAAGACGAGCGGUUGAAAGCGAACGAGGAGUUAUUGCACAGAAUGCACUCGGAGAAGAAGAAGCGGGACGGUGAGCUCGAACGCAUGCGCGUCUCGUUGACGCAGAAAGACGAGGUGGUCAAAAAGUUGGAGGAUGAUUUGAAAUCAUCAGAGGUUCAAAAGGCCAAUAACAAUAACAAUAGUGACAACCAGCAACAACACGUAUUUAUGAUGAAGGAAAAAGACGCGACGAUCCAAAGCGCGCAAUCGAAAGUGGCCGCAUUGGAGGCGAAAGCGAAGCAAUCGAGCGCGAAUGAAGAAAACUUGCGCAAAGAGUUGGAACAGUUGCAAAAGAGCGAACGAACGGCAAAAGCGGAACGCGAACAUUUGGAAAGGCAGUUACGAAUGGCUGAAGAGAAAGAGAAGAAGUUAUCGGCGCAAGUGGACGCGAUGAGCGUGGAUCGGCAGAAAUCUUCCUCAAACGCGGCGGAGCUCUUCGAGGCCAAUCGGCGGUGUUUGGAUUUGAGAGCCAAAUGCGACGCGAAGGAUGAGCAAUUGGAAGAGAUGCGUCUGAAGCUCAAAGAGGCGAAAGAGUCGUACGAAAACGAGCAUAAGAAGCACUUACAAACCCAGGAGGACUGCGCGAUUUACCUUGAAGAUUUGCAAGAAGCCGCGGCGGAUGCGGAGAAGACGAUUUGCGAGCACCAAAGGACGAUUGAGACGAACAAAGAGGAGAUGGAACGGUUACAGACGAACUUAGCGAACGCGGAGAAGAAGUGCGAGUUAGCAUCGUCGGAAGCGCAGUCGUUUAAAACAUCUUUGGAGAACACGCAGACGGUGUUGAACGCUCGCGUCGAGGAAAUCGAACGUUUUCGCUCGCAAUCGACCAGGGAGAAAGAGAACAUGUCCUCGAAGCUUAUGUUCUUAGAAGAUGAAAGCGCGAGUUUACACUCUAAAUUGCAAGAGAAGCAAACGAAACUGAACAAAGCCUUGGGUGACAUCUCUAAGUACCAACAAGAAUCGGAACAAGCCAAGCGGCAACUGGACGCUUUCCGCGCGUCCAAAGAAGUCACCGAAGAGCGGUUGCGCGAGGAACAAGACAAGUUGAAAAAAUCCGAACAAAACUGCGAACAGUUGUCAGACAUGUUGAAAAAGAAUGUCGAACGACACGCGAACGUGUUGAGCGCGAACGAACGCAUGAAAAACAUGGAAAUUGAGGAUUUGAAGGACGCGUUGAGAUCGCUCGAGAGGAAAGCGUUGAAGAUCGCCGAGGUGGUGCACAUCGAUAAAGCGUUUUUCGAUGGGUUGGACGUGGAAGCGCAAGUGAUUGUUGAAGAUUUUUGCGCGACGAGUAAGAACGUGUCGUCGCCGACGCCGUCGAAGAUGAACGUAAACAAUGGUGGUGGCAAGACGCCGAUGACGGCGCCGUCGGCGAAUCGAGGGAACUUUGUCUCCGCACCUUCCUCACCCGCGGAUAGAUUUCAAACGCCGCAAACUUCCAUGCAAACAUCCUCGCGACUCGGCAGAACAACGAUUGCAACGACGACGACGUCUAAAAGUGCCGGAAAACCAGCACUCACAUUUUCGUCCGCUGGUAAACAUCAACAUAAAAGUCACGUCUCGCAACGCAUCUGGGGCAUGGUCUCGGAAGCGUCCAAGAUCAACGUCGAUUUACAAGGGUUAGCGGAAAGCGCCAAGAAACGAUUGCAAGAACAUCAAGAACAGUUGAGCGAGAAAAAGAAAAUCAACAACAGCGCGGUAAAAGCGUUGCGUCUCGACGUUGUCAACGGAGAAGAUUCCGGUCAAAAACCGAAACCAAAAGCGGGUACGCCUUCCAAGCGUCGCGUAUUACAACCGGUUCCGUUCAACGCCCAGUAG
Molecule: messenger RNA, 3984 nt
Organism: Bathycoccus prasinos
Lineage: Eukaryota; Viridiplantae; Chlorophyta; Mamiellophyceae; Mamiellales; Bathycoccaceae
Product: viral A-type inclusion protein
Exons: 1
Coding region: 1-3984 (1327 amino acids)
Source: RefSeq, a predicted model, not a curated record